AUGUAUAAGUACAUAUCGGUCACUUGCUUCUACAUCGGAGCUCUUCCCGAGUCAGCAACAUCGAUUAUGGGUGAUGUGUCAAAGCAGCUGUCGUGGUCCAUGCCUCCAGAAAAAGUUUGUGAUAAAUUGAAAUCCAAGGACGCACAAAUUUGCGAACUCAAGUAUGAUAAACCAUUGGAUUGGAGUAAAAUUGACUUGAAGAAAAUGCGUGUUAAGGAAUUGAAGAAUAUUCUUAACGAAUGGGGAGAGGAUUGCAAAGGAUGUACUGAGAAAUCUGAAUUCGUCAAGAGGAUCGAGGAGUUGAAGCCAAAAUAUGUGAAGGAAGAGCUGUAG
Angiostrongylus costaricensis is the source of this 333-nucleotide messenger RNA. NCBI's taxonomy places the organism in Eukaryota, Metazoa, Nematoda, Chromadorea, Rhabditida, Metastrongylidae. The record is from the annotation of a GenBank genome assembly.